This is a messenger RNA of Saimiri boliviensis boliviensis (Bolivian squirrel monkey), 4988 nucleotides long. RefSeq names its product exocyst complex component 7 (gene EXOC7). NCBI's taxonomy places the organism in Eukaryota, Metazoa, Chordata, Mammalia, Primates, Cebidae. Gene Ontology annotation, biological process: exocytosis. The record is from RefSeq and is a predicted model, not a curated record. Gene Ontology annotation, cellular component: exocyst. Gene Ontology annotation, molecular function: phosphatidylinositol-4,5-bisphosphate binding.
CGGGACCAAGAGCGGAAGUGGGUGUGACGGGGACGGGGGCCUGGUGGGCUAGCUGGAGAAAGAUACUGGGGAGUGGGAUCUGCGGGGUUCGGAGCUAUGAUUCCCCCACAGGAGGCAUCCGCCAGGCGGCGGGAGAUCGAGGACAAGUUGAAGCAGGAGGAGGAGACGCUGUCCUUCAUCCGAGACAGCCUGGAGAAGAGCGACCAGCUCACUAACAACAUGGUGUCUAUCUUAUCAUCCUUUGAGAGCCGUCUUAUGAAGCUGGAGAACUCCAUCAUCCCUGUGCACAAGCAGACGGAGAAUCUGCAGCGGUUGCAGGAGAAUGUGGAGAAGACUCUGUCCUGCCUGGACCAUGUCAUCAGCUACUACCAUGUGGCCAGUGACACUGAGAAGAUCAUUAGAGAGGGUCCCACAGGAAGGCUGGAAGAGUACCUGGGAAGCAUGGCCAAGAUUCAGAAGGCAGUGGAGUAUUUCCAGGACAACAGCCCAGACAGCCCAGAACUAAACAAAGUGAAACUGCUCUUUGAGAGGGGAAAGGAGUCCCUGGAGUCCGAGUUCCGGAGCCUGAUGACGCGGCACAGUAAGGUCGUCUCCCCUGUGCUCAUCUUGGAUCUGAUAAGUGGUGACGAUGAUCUGGAGGCCCAGGAGGACGUGGCCCUGGAGCACCUGCCUGAGAGCGUGCUCCAGGAUGUCAUUCGCAUCUCCCGCUGGCUGGUGGAAUAUGGCCGCAACCAAGAUUUCAUGAACGUCUACUACCAGAUACGCUCCAGCCAGCUGGACCGCUCCAUCAAGGGCCUGAAGGAGCAUUUCCAUAAGAGCAGUUCUUCCUCUGGGGUACCCUACUCCCCUGCUAUCCCCAACAAGAGGAAAGACACACCUACCAAGAAGCCAGUCAAGCGGCCAGUUCCUACCUGCUCCGCCCCUCGGAGAGCGCAGCGUCUGCUCCACGAGGGCACCUGCUCCCCUGCAGGCCCUUGUUUAGGGUUUGGAGAAACGGGCAGAACAGGGGCCGCUCUCAGAGGCACAAGGACGAUCCGUAAGGCUCAGAACCUUCUGAAACAGUAUUCCCAGCAUGGUCUAGAUGGGAAAAAGGGGGGCUCUAACCUCAUUCCUCUGGAAGGUCACGAGCAUGAUUUCCGAGUUAAGCACCUGUCCGAGGCCCUGAACGACAAGCACAGGCCACUGGCCGGGAGAGAUGACAUGCUGGACGUGGAGACAGAUGCCUACAUCCACUGCGUCAGUGCCUUCGUCAAGCUGGCCCAGAGCGAGUACCAGCUGCUGGCUGACAUCAUCCCUGAGCACCACCAGAAGAAGACCUUCGACUCCCUGAUACAGGAUGCCCUGGAUGGGCUGAUGCUGGAGGGGGAGAACAUUGUGUCUGCUGCCCGGAAGGCCAUUGUGCGGCAUGACUUCUCCACAGUGCUCACCGUCUUCCCCAUCCUGCGGCACCUCAAGCAGACGAAGCCUGAGUUCGACCAGGUGCUCCAGGGCACGGCCGCCAGCACCAAGAACAAGCUGCCUGGCCUCAUCACCUCCAUGGAGACCAUCGGUGCCAAAGCGCUGGAGGACUUCGCGGACAACAUCAAGAAUGACCCGGACAAGGAAUAUAACAUGCCCAAGGACGGCACCGUGCACGAGCUCACCAGCAACGCCAUCCUCUUCCUGCAGCAGCUUUUGGACUUCCAGGAGACGGCAGGUGCCAUGCUGGCCUCCCAAGUUCUUGGGGACACAUACAAUAUUCCUUUAGACCCCCGAGAGACCAGUUCUUCCGCCACCAGCUACAGCUCCGAGUUCAGCAAGCGGCUGCUAAGCACCUAUAUCUGUAAAGUGCUGGGCAACCUGCAGUUGAACUUGCUGAGCAAGUCCAAGGUGUAUGAGGACCCAGCUCUGAGUGCCAUCUUCUUGCACAACAACUACAAUUACAUCCUCAAGUCCCUGGAGAAGUCCGAGCUGAUCCAGCUGGUAGCAGUGACACAGAAGACUGCCGAGCGCUCCUACCGGGAGCACAUUGAGCAGCAGAUCCAGACCUACCAGCGCAGUUGGUUAAAGGUGACCGAUUACAUCGCAGAGAAGAAUCUACCUGUGUUCCAGCCGGGAGUCAAGCUCCGGGACAAGGAGCGGCAGAUUAUCAAGGAGCGUUUUAAGGGCUUCAAUGAUGGCCUCGAAGAACUAUGCAAAAUCCAGAAGGCCUGGGCUAUUCCGGACACGGAGCAGAGGGACAGGAUUCGCCAGGCUCAGAAGACCAUUGUCAAGGAGACAUACGGGGCCUUUCUGCAGAAGUUUGGCAGCGUGCCCUUCACCAAGAACCCGGAGAAGUACAUCAAGUACGGUGUGGAGCAGGUGGGCGACAUGAUCGAUCGCCUUUUCGACACCUCUGCCUGAGCCUGCUGCUAGCCCUGCCUGGUUCCAGACUGACGUGUCAUUGGACAGAUAAGCCAGUGUUAAGUUGCCUCUGGCCGGGUGAGCUCGAAGUCCUUUGGGACACAGACCUGUCUCCAACACCCCAUCCAGGAGCCAUGUCCCCAAGCCAUCUAGUCCUGGGUUCCGCUCUUUCCCCACACCCCAUGUUCCCAACCAAACCAGCAAUCUCCCGGAAGACUGGGGUUUCUUCACACCUUGGCUUUUGUGACCCUGAUGGCUUCUGAAACAGGAAGGGAGAGAAGGAAGACAGGCCUGUGCCCACUGCUGCCCCAUGUAUACCAAGAGCAGGAGGCCAGCAUGGUCCUACCUCCAGCCUAGGUCAGAGGUGGGGCCAGAGAAGUCCCCCUAUAGCCCAGAAAUGUGGUGAGGCCCAGAGGGCCAGAGCCCCUGGAGAAGGCAGGCAGCAUUGACCCCUCUCUUGGAUUUAGUGCAGAAAACACAUUCCCGCUCUCCCACAGGCCUGAGGUCUGGGACCUUUCCAUCUCCCAGGAGUCCCCUAGGUGCCUGGGGGCAGGCCUGCUCACUGGCCAUUCCCCCUGGAGUCCAGCACAUUGCAGGAGGCAUUUGGAGGAGUUCCGCCCCACCCUCUGCAGCCUUCCUUAGGCCCGUGUCUCUGGUCCCCAGCCUCAGUGCCUCCUGGCCCAGGGCCAAGCAGUCAUGUUGCAGAAGGAGCAGUUAGGCUGCCUCCCCGUGCACUGGGAGACAGGGACAAUGGGUAAAAGAUCAGGAGCAAAGUAGAGGUCAGAAGCAAAAAAAUAGGACCCCAUCUAUUUAGGAUGAGAAUGAAGACUGGCCCUUGAGGCACACUUGCACAUGGGGAUGGGUUUAUUUCACGCUUUGCUUGUAUGCCAGCAGAGGGAGAGCUCGGGGUGGCUUUGUCCAGAGACCCUGUCAUGGCCUCCCCCAGCCAUGGGACAGCAAACGUCACCCUAAGGCGUGCAGCCCAGGCCCUGCCCCGUUAUGGUCUAGGCCUCCUGCCAUGGGGUGCAGCCUCUCCAGGGGCUGGGUCAGACUUGCACGCUGCCCACAUCCAAAUGCCAGCGAAGAUGAAUUGGCAGCACAGCACGCCAGCCACAUACACCAGGAAGAAGAUGCGGUCAGCAGUCUCAGGCCAGCUCCUCUGUGACCCCUUUACUCCCCUGGGGGGCUCUGUAGGGACAAAGGCAGGGAAAGAAGUUGUUCUUCAGGGUCCCCCCAACAUGAUCAGAGUGAACCCCAGGGCUCAUCAGCCUGAAUCUUUCCCUUUCUUAGAUUCUCAGGUGAUGUACUUUUGGGUCUAGCUCAUUUCAGGCCAUCUUCAGUUGAAGAAACCCCUCUCAGAAAGACUGUGGAAGGCAUGGGGUUAUCAGGGCGUCGAGGUCACCUGGGACUUCAGGGAGGCUAAGUUUGCUCCCUGCCCCAGACCUGUUUCUUCCAAGGAAGGAGGACAUGGUGGUGACCAGGGACAGAAAAGCCAGCAGGGUAAAUGCAGGGAGCCUCUACACAUGCCUGGAGCCCCUCGCCCUCACCCCAGCCCUAGGAGCCCUAGGUGUGCUGCUAGGCCUCAUUCCUUACCCCCCAGCCCCUGCCCACCUUCAGGAUGAGGCCCUGAGUUGCCAUGCUCUCGAUGUUCCCCUCUUAGGGCUGGGCUGGGGCUGCUCUUGGCCCCAAGGCUGCCCUUGGCCAGCAGCCCAGCCAGCAGCACAGUCUCCACGGUGCUGAGGAAGAGCAGCAGCAGCAGGAUGGUGAAGAAGUAAACUGGGGGAGACAGGGCAUGGGGAGAUGAUCAGAGGCUAGUCCCUGUGUCUCUGGUGCCCAGCCAGCUGAGCAGCAGCGGGUGGCAGGGAGAAACAGGGCAGGCCAGGUGAGGGAACAGGGCUUACUGAGCAGGGGGUUGCAGGAGGAGGAGCUUGGCAGGGCCUCCACCAGGGAGGAGUGGAAGACCAGGUAGCUCAGCAGCAAGGUCACCUUGUAGGCAAUGCGCUCGAUGGUCCAGAGGGGCAGCAGCCCCCCGCACACAUCGGCCAACAGCAGCGCCUCCGCAGGCACCAAGAGAGCAAUGAUGGACUUGAGUGCAGUGUUCUUCAGGCUCAGCUGGAAGGGGAAAAAGCCAGGGCCUUGCAGGGAGAGGAAGGAGGUGGGCAGCAGGGGUAUGGGGCCCGGCCUCUGUCAGCCUCCUCCCGACUGGACUCACCGUCACUUUGAAGCAGGGCACCACCUGAUGGAGUGGGACUUGGGUCUUCAGGUCAUAAACUACAUAUUCCCUCUUAACACUCACAAUCUCGUUCACCGCGUGGGCCUGGAACUCUAACUCCAUCACUGAGGGUAGGAAUGAGAACUGUGAACUAGGAGGGAGAGAUCCCUGCUGCCAAAUCUGGGGGCAGCACAUGAGCCCAGGGUGACGGAGAUUUCUGAUGGCUUCUGGCAGGGACAGACUUGGGGACAAAGCCGAUCCAUAGAAGGGCUUCCCAAACCUUGUUUCGCAACAUCCCAAAUUGUCUCCAGUUAAAGGAGGGCCUUUAUCAGAUUGGUAGAUGAGCUUUCAUUGUAAAAAUAAAAGUACUUUGCACCACUUCAUGAUGGAGGGA